CGCUGAGCAGCAUCUCCUCUUCUAACGUUCAAAUAUUUGAAACGAGCAGUGGAUCGAGAGGAGCCCGGAUGAGAACGCACUAAACGGAAGGGGAAACGCGAGAGAAGAGGCGGCGGCGGCGGCCAUGGAUUUCGAUUCCCUCCCUCGCCGAGAGCUCCAGGCGCUCUGCAAGAGCAAUGGCAUCCGUGCGAACAUGUCCAACGCGGCCAUGGCGGAAGCGCUUCGGUGUCUCCCCUCGGUGGACAGGACCGACGAGAUCGGGAGGACGGUGCCGCCGCCGCCGCCGCCGCCGAUGUCGGCGAUGAAGGAGGUGACUAAUAUGGAGGAGCAGACGCACGGGUCUCUGCUCCCCCGGGGCGGCCGUGCGCGAGCCAAAACAAGGAUGGUCGCAGCGGGUAAUACGGAAGAGGAUGUGGCAGACCAAGCCAGCUUAACCUUGCAGGGGUGCCAGAGGACGGUGGCACGGAAGGCUGCGGUGCCCCCGGAAACGGCAGAGGUGAUCAGAGAGGAGCAGGAGCACGGGCGCCCUCGCGGUGGCCGUGCACGGGGGAAGACAAGGAAGGCCGGGGCACGUAAGACGGAGGAGGAGAAGGACGUGGUGCCGGCCCCAAACACCUUGCCGGGGAACAAGAGGACGGUGGCAGAGGAGGCUGCCGCGGCAUCUGUGGAUGCGGAAGAGGUGGCCGUAGGAAUGAGGAUGAGAAGGUCAGCGAGAUCCAAGGUGAAGAUCGUGUUGGAUCAGAAAGAGGAGGACGUACAAGCGGCAGUCCGGAAGGAGCACAAAGGGGCCAUUGCGUCUGCAGUAGUUUCAGAUAAGAGGUGCGGUUAUUCUGAAGAGCAUGCAGUAGUCAUUGCGGUGGAAGAAGAGGUCGCAAAGACACAGGAAGGUCAAAACAUGACGAAGAGAGCUGCACCAUAUAAGACACAUGAGGAUUUGCAGCAGGAUCAGAGGAUGGUGAAAGAGGUGGCUGCGGCGAAGAAAAGGACGAGAAGGUCCACAAAAUCCAAGGUAGCAGCGGCAGCACGCAAGGGGCAGAAAGCUGAUUCUUCUGACACAACCGUUGGGCCUGAAGUUGAUCCUAAAGAGGACGAAGUUGUUCCCAAGGUGGAGGAGUGCACAAAACCACAGGAAGGCAAGAAUGAGACAAGGAAGGCCACAGUGUACAAGGCACGAGAGGAGGUGCAGCCAGGCCAGGUGACAAUAGCACCAGAGGCUAUGGCAGCUGUGCCACAGGAAGGUCAAAACGUGACGAGGAGAGCCGCACCACAUAAGACACAUGAGGAUUUGCAGCAAGAUCAGAGGCCGGCGGAAGAGGUGGCCAUGGCGAAGAAAAGGACGAGAAGGUCCACAAGAUCCAAGGUUACAACAGCAGCACGGAAGGGGCAGAAAGCUGAUUCUUCUGACACAACCAUAGGGUCUGAAGUUGAUCCUAAUGAGCAUGAAGUUGUUCCCAAGGUGGAGGAGGCCGCAAAACCACAGGAAGGCGAGAAUGAGACAAGGAAGGUCACAGUGUAUAAGGCACAGGAGGAGGUGCAGCCAGGCCAGGUGACAGUGGCACCAGAGGCUAUAGCAGCUGUGGAGGCAGAAGAAGUGGCCACGGCAAAGAGAAAGAGAAGGAGGCCAACAAGAUCCAAGGUGAGGGUGGCGGCAUGUAAGGACCAGAAAGCUGAUUCUUCUGAUGCAGUCAACGAGCCUACAGUAAGUGAUGAUCCUAAGGAAGAGCAGGUGGUUCAGGUAGUGGAGGAAGGGCCAACAAAGCCCAAUGAAGAAGAACGAGAGCAAAUCAGUAAUGUUCGGCCGUUUGCUUCCCUGCCAAAACUGGUGGAUUCACCAAUCCUUGGCGUUGUGUCCAAGCCCAAUGCAGCAGAUGCUUCUGACAAGGUAGCAGUUGCAGAUGAGGAGGCUAUCAAGGAAGAUGAUUUCACUUUCACUGGUGAGGCUGAUCUGUCCAAGCUUCUUGUCAACACACUUGACAGAUUUGCAAAGCCUAUGUAUGUGUCCACAGACAAAGAGGAGAAGAAAGGUAGUGAGUGUUGGUGGAUGCUUCUAUAAUUUACAAGAGCUAUAGGACACCAGGCCAAUCAAGAACUGCCAAAAAUUUCAAUCUAUAUGACAUCCUGUAAUGCAGUGCAUCAAAAACUCAAGAAUCAGGAUUAGAGAGAUGGAUUAAGACACAGAUCUAAUAGCAAAGAAAGGAAAACAGGAGUUAUGAGAGUGUAAACAGAUGGUUUAUACUGGAGCAUGAGGCAGGCAUAUAAGGCCACUGUGGUUUCUGGACACCACCUCCUGCAUGGUUUACAGGAUAUUAAUUGACAUCUACAUGCCGAUCCUUUUUUUCUGAAGCACACUUUUAUUUGCUCAUACAAACAUGCACAUGUAAAUGACAUGGACAAUUUUUUCUGUCUGCCAUUGUUUUGAAUGAAAUGGACAAUUUGUCUAGCCAAUUAAAAGUAAAAUUUUCUUGAA
Molecule: messenger RNA, 2467 nt
Organism: Sorghum bicolor (sorghum)
Lineage: Eukaryota; Viridiplantae; Streptophyta; Magnoliopsida; Poales; Poaceae
Exons: 7
Coding region: 125-2053 (642 amino acids)
Source: RefSeq, a predicted model, not a curated record